AUGGCUACACCGGCCGAGACCGAUAUCAAGGUCAAGAGCAUCUCGCCAUAUGGCAAAGCUAGAUCAACCGUUCAGGGUGCCCCAUUGGCACCCGACGAGCUGAAAAAGAUAGAUGAUUACAUGAGAGCCUCCCUAUAUCUUUGCCUUGGCAUGAUACACUUGAAACAGAAUCCGCUUCUCAAAGAGCCUCUCAAGGUCGAGCAUCUGAAGGCAAGACUACUUGGUCACUGGGGGUCAGAUGCCGGACAGAUAUUUACCUAUAUCCACGUCAACCGAAUGAUUAAGAAAUACGACCUGGACGCCUUUUUCGUUUCUGGACCUGGUCAUGGCGCACCUGCAGUCCUUUCCCAGGCUUAUCUUGAAGGGACAUAUAGCGAGGUUUACCCCGAUAAGUCCGAAGAUGAAGACGGGAUGAAGAAGUUCUUCAAGCAAUUCUCAUUCCCAGGCGGUAUCGGAAGCCAUGCAACCCCAGAGACCCCAGGCAGCAUUCACGAGGGCGGAGAGCUUGGGUAUUCCAUCUCUCACUCUUUCGGCGCCGUCUUUGACCAUCCAAAUCUCAUAUCUAUCACCAUGGUUGGGGACGGAGAGUCCGAGACGGGUCCUCUUGCAACCAGCUGGCACAGCACGAAAUUUCUCAACCCAAUCACGGAUGGUGCAGUUCUCCCAAUCCUACAUCUGAAUGGAUAUAAAAUCAACAACCCAACAAUAUUGGCUCGCGUCAGUCACCGUGAGCUUGAAGCCCUCUUUAUUGGAUAUGGCUGGCAGCCAUACUUUGUUGAAGGAAGCGACCAUAAGACCAUGCAUCAAGCUAUGGCGGCCACGGUGGAGAAGUGUAUCACAGAAAUCCGCGGGUAUCAAAAGAAAGCGCGCGACUCAGGGAAGGCUUUCCGCCCCUUUUGGCCAAUGAUCGUCCUCCGCACUCCCAAGGGGUGGACUGCUCCUCGCGAAAUCGACGGCCAUUUCCUCGAGGGCUUCUGGCGUGCCCAUCAAAUCCCAAUUCCCGACAUUGCUAAGAACAAGGAGCACUUUGCAAUCUUUGAGAAGUGGAUGCGAAGCUAUGAGCCAGAGCGUCUCUUCCAAGACGGUAGGCUCAUCUCCGAGCUAAGGGAGCUUCCCCCGAAAGGCAACAGCCGUAUGAGCGCCAAUCCCGUCGCCAACGGCGGGAUAUUGCGAAAGCCAUUGCAUAUCCCAGACUUCCGCGACUAUGCAAUCGAAGUGGCCAGAAAUGGGCACGCGCUAGGCCCCUCAAUGGAAAAUAUGGCCCUUUUCCUCCGCGACAUCGUCGCCAAGAACAUGACUAACUUCCGCGUCUUUGGACCGGAUGAGACUCAGUCCAACAAGCUAGGUGGAAUCUAUUCGGCUGGCAAGAAGGUUUGGAUGGCUGAGACGUUUGAGGAAGAUGCCGACGAAGGAAACCUCGCAUUUGCAGGACGUGUGAUGGAGAUGCUCUCUGAGCACACUGUCGAGGGCUGGCUGGAGGGCUAUAUCCUAUCAGGGAGACACGGCCUUCUAAACUCCUAUGAGCCAUUUAUCCACAUCAUCGAUUCCAUGGUGAACCAGCACUGCAAGUGGAUUGAGAAGGCACUUGAAACUGAAUGGCGUGUUAAGAUCGCCUCGUUGAACAUUCUUCUCACCGCCACCGUCUGGCGCCAGGAUCACAAUGGCUUCACCCACCAAGAUCCAGGAUUUUUGGCCGUCGUAGCGCAAAAGUCUCCUGAAGUUGUGCGCAUCUACCUCCCUCCCGACGGCAACUGCUUGCUCUCGGUGAUGGACCACUGCUUCCAAUCUGAGAACUACGUCAACGUCAUCGUGGCCGACAAACAAGAGCACCUGCAGUUCCUGUCCAUGCCCGACGCAGUCAUCCACUGCACCAAAGGUAUCGGAAUCUGGAAAUGGGCCUCCAACGACAAAGACGCCGAUCCCGACGUCAUAAUGGCCGCCUGCGGCGAUAUUUCCACUCAAGAAGCCCUUGCAGCCGUCGCGCUCCUUCGCCAGCACCUCCCCGACCUCAAGGUCCGCUUCGUCAACGUCGUCGACCUCUUCAAACUCAUAUCCGCCGCGGACCACCCCCACGGUCUCACCGAUUCCGCCUACAGCGCGAUUUUCACGGCCGACAAGCCCAUCAUCUUCAACUUCCACAGCUACCCCUUCCUCAUCCACCGCCUGACGUACAAGCGCCCUGGCAGCACGAACAUGCACGUCCGUGGAUACCGCGAGAAGGGUAAUAUCGACACGCCGCUCGAGUUGGCGAUUAGGAACCAGACGGAUCGGUAUAGUCUUGCUAUGGACGCGCUGCAGCGGUUGGAGGGUCAGCUGCAUAAUAGGGGGGCAGCGACGAGGGAGGCGCUGCUGGAUGAGCAGAUCAGGAUGCGGAACUGGGCGUUUGAGCAUGGAACCGACCCGGAUGAAAUUACUAACUGGGUGUGGCCGCAUUAG
Pseudogymnoascus destructans is the source of this 2436-nucleotide messenger RNA. RefSeq lists its product as uncharacterized. Lineage: Eukaryota; Fungi; Ascomycota; Leotiomycetes; Thelebolales; Thelebolaceae. The transcript has a single exon. Bases 1 to 2436 code for a protein of 811 amino acids. The record is from RefSeq and is a predicted model, not a curated record. Gene Ontology annotation, biological process: carbohydrate metabolic process. Gene Ontology annotation, molecular function: aldehyde-lyase activity.